AAGGAAGCCUCGGGAAUGGCGCGCCAAAUUUCAAAGGACUUCCUCCUGGGAGGAAAGAAAGCGAAAAAGUCCUCCGAAGCCCUAAGAACAACGACGAUAAAAUCCUGCAGAAACAUUAACGUUUACUUAAAGGAAUUAAACGCGCCGGUCGAGCAGCCGAACGAGUCCGAGGAGUUUUGCACAGGAAGUCGCUGUGAAGCUCUGUUGUUAUCAGGCGGUCCUCAGCCGUUCCGCCAGGCUGUCAGGCUUCCCACCUGUGAGACGGCUGAUGUCAGUUGAUGUCAGGAGCCUGGGAUUUUAAUCUGACUCUCACACACUCAGGCUCGGAUGACAGCUUGUUCACACCUGAAAGUAUUAGACGUCAGAACUCUAAAAGUCACGGCUGUCAAGUUUUUUGGCAGGUUUACUUUUCACGGUUUUAAUGUUUACCGCACCUUUUGAAUUAGCAGCCCAGUAACACGCAGGCCGUCCACAUCACUGAAGCUCUCUGUUCUCAAAUCCGGCAGCUCAUAGCCUCUCACUCCACGGGGGAUUUAAGCUGUUUGAGUUUGAGCUCAUAACAGUUUGCAGAAGCUCAUUUCCACACUUCACCUGCUUAUACAGUGCUCUUUAUCCUCAUUAUUUAUUCAUGUGUUCACAGCAGGACACAACAAGCCAUCAGCCUUCCAUACAAACGUCUGUCGCUCAGGGCUGCUGCACCUGCCUGUAACCUUCACACUCGGCGUCUUCAGGCCUGCGGUUAGAAUAUUUUAUCUCGCGCUACAGCUUUAUGUCAGCAGUCAGCACUCUUUGGUCAUACACAAAUGCCUUCACUCUAACUUCUGUCCACUAGCAAAGAGUUGUACUUCAAAAUGGACUACAGUUUCCUGUAAACCAGAGCCUGUCACAGAUAGGGUGUGGCCUCUGGGUGGGGCAGGUGAGGGCUUCGCGGUGGCAGACAAUCCAACCCUCCAGUGAUGCUGUCCGGGGUGCAGCCGUGCUUCCAGUUGCUGCGGAUCGGUUCGUCGGCUGGCGACUCGGCUCGGGAUCUGUACACGUUCAGGCCGGCGCUGAGCCAGUCUGUGUUCCGCCUGGGCCGGGCUGCCGAGCUCUGUGACGUCACUCUGGACUCGGCGUCGGUGUCCCGAAUCCACGCUGAGCUCCAUGCAGAGAAGGAGGCGAGCGGAGGUGACGCAGCGCCACAGGAGGAGGGCUGGAGGGUCCACAUCAAGGACAGGAGCACACAUGGCACCUGGGUCAACGAAGUCCGCCUCCAGCCUGGCGUCCAGUGGGAGCUCUCAGACGGCGACACGCUGACCUUUGGCGGCCAUUCAGCUCCAAGGAGCCCCGAGUUCUACUUCCUGUUCCAGAAGGUCAAAGUUCGCCCGCUAGACUUUGAUGCGAUCACAAUUCCAAAGGCGGGCACCUUCUCGUCAGACUUACAGAACCGCAUCAGAACCAGUCUGGACCGCAAGGUGGCUGCCAACCUGGACCUGUCCAAGCUGUCCAUCAACCGGGCCACCGUCAUCCUCAACUCCAUCGGCAGCCUGAGUAAGAUGAAGGGCAGAGCCUGGACCUUCAAGAGGAGCCACAGCCAUGAGGGGACCACCUCGGACCCCGGUUCCUCCUCCUCGCCACCUCUGGCCGUGGGCUUCUCCUCUCUGCUCCCUCCCUCCACGCCUCCAUCAUUCUCCUCUGCAGCUUCAGUGCCUUUGACAAAGUCCCUCCAGUCGACCUCCAGGAGCAGGAGGAAGUCUGCUCACACGGUGCUCCUGGAGGACGACAGCUCCGACGAGCCCAGAAGUCGAGGAGCUCCAGCAGGAGUUGUGGAGGAUGUUCAGAGAGCAAGAGGGAGGAAGAGGCGGCGGCUCUACAAGUCCGAGUCAGAGAGCUUCAGCUCUCCUCCUCCUCCUCCUCUGCCGCUGCAGCCGAAGAGCCACAACGACGUCCGGCGGCCGCUGGAGGCCAAACCCUUUCCUGUCGGCAUCAGGACCAUUGGCAGUUUCCAUGGCGCCAUGACAAACAGCAGGCUCAACCACCACCUCCUCCAGGCAUCAUUCACAAACCCUGCUGUUCAUAAGCAGGAUGUGCAGACGAUGCAUCGGGUCCAGACGGUCAUGCAUGGCAACAUCGCAACUUUCCGCCAGCAGAAAGCGGCACACAGCUCUCCAGUGGCGCCGAGGGGAAGGCGGAGGGCUCACAGCUCUCCGGUUUUCUCCCCUCUGGUGGUCGGAGGGGAGAACUACAGCCUGGCCUCACCCUCAGUGAGGGUCCGCACUGACGACCGAGGCAGGAUGCAGUUCAACAGAUUCCACCAUCCAACAAGCAAACGACGAGGCCGCCCCAGAAAACACCCUCUCCCUCCCCGGCCUUCGCUGCCCUCUCCAUCUUCCUCGUCUUCCUCUUCCACCUCCUCGGCUUCCUCCUCCUCCGGCUCCUCCUCCUCCUCCUCCGAUGACGAGGACGACGAGGAGGAGGAGGAAGACGAGGAAGUGUCUGUCGGGGCGGUGGAGCCGUGCGCGGCGCCGCGUUGUCUGCUGCCCCAGCAGGACACGGUGCAGUGGAUCCAGUGCGACGUGUGCGACGCCUGGUACCACAUAGACUGUCUGCAUGUUGACCGCAAGAAGCUCCUGAGGGACCCCAACGCCGACUUCCACUGCGGGUGUCACUGAUAGGAGAGGAAGCGAGUUUGUUCCAGUUUAGACUUUCAAGUUACCACAUUUAUUCCCUUAAGUGUUCAUUUCCUACAGCUGCACUUGAAAUGAACAGUCGCUGUAUCGAAGACAGGCUUCAUCUUCUUCUUCUGCUGCUGCUUCUCUACUCAAUCAUCCAGAGUUUUUUCCCUUUGCAUUAACAUGAAAAGAGUUUCUUUAGUUUUUAUGUCCUGAUCUUCUCGAGUAUGAGGAUUUGUGACCCAACAGUCACGCGGCGGCUUCACAAACCACUUUCCCGCUCAGUUUCAGGGCUCAGGCUUCAGAGGCAGCAGCAAAACUGGAAUGAAAUGUCUUGGGUUGGAUUUCAUUAUGGCUCUGACUGCCUGGAGAGGUGCGAUCGGGGCGGGAAAACAUGAUGAAAUGUUUCUAAGUACACUCCCAACACGGCUGUCGUUGGCCAAGGGGCAGCGUUCAAGAAGAUUAAUGAAAUGCUUCACAUCAGGCUGCUGCUGUCGGAGCCUAUACAGGGCGAGAACGUUUUCUUAGAAGUCUGGUGCAGCCGCUGCUACUUUGGGUAGCCAAAAAAACGCCCCCUUCCCAGAAAAAGGAAAAAAAAAAAUAAAUGAGUGCUUGGUUGGUGUUUUCCCACCUCAGCGAUGAAAUGCUUCUGAGCCACUCCUGGGUGGCAGCAGCUGUCCAGGAGUGGGCGUCUGAUGUUCCAAGACAAUUAAACAGCAGAAAAUGUGUCAGCAGACUUCUAUUGUUGCCGCUGAUGAGAGGUGCUCUCAGGACGAUAAUCAAACGUUUCGAGGCACUUCAGCAGACGCAGCUGCUGGGCUUUCAGCGGGCGGGUGAUGCACAAUGUGUGCUGUGGGACUUUGUUGUUACGUCUGAGUGCAAGCUGGCUGGUUUGCGAGGACUCAUUACCAGUGAAAUGUCAUGAAAUAUGAUCUGCUGAUGUAGCAGGAUAAACAGACUCGGAAAAUCUCGGUCUCUCUGGUGGGUUUUGAAUCUUGAAGUGUCACAUGAUUUUAAGGUGUCCUCUUCAGUCCACCUCUUAAGAGUCUUCUUCACGCAGCUGGACUCGUGGGCCACAGUGGACGCUGUUGUUCUGACCCGACUCGUCUGUUCUCCGCCUCAGAACGGUAGACGUACACGCAUGUUAGCUCAGGUGCCGCUUCACUACAAUGCAGUCAAAGUGCAGAAAUUCUUCUCUGAAGCACCUUUUCUGUUAUUUAACCGAAACGUGUGCUUUGCUCGCCCCGCAUGGACAAAACCGGUCUCUUUGUGUCUCUGAAACCAGUUUCCUCUUCUGCACCACUUGUACGAUCUUUGAUUAUUCAGAGUUCUUCAGAUAAUAUUCGUGUCAGACUUGGUCAGGCUGGGGUCUACACGUUCCACUGAGGCAGGCCUGCGGGUUUGGUUUUUUUGGGACUAGAAGAAGCGGGAAAUUUGGAGAAAACUUGAUUGAAUGAAAUGAGAAAACAAAACUUACCUUGUUAACGGCACACUGAAGACCGAUUGUUUCCAGCGUAGUCAGAUCAGAUUUUCUUCCGGCUUCGCUGAAACGUGGCGACUGCUACAUCGCUGCCUCCUCGCAGCAGCUCAUUGGUUCACAGGCUGCGUGAUGUCACUAAGGAGGCAGGAAGCUGAGAAGGCAGCACUCGAAAACAACAAAGCGUCUACUCAUUUUCAACAUAAAAUCCAAAAAGGAUUCAGUGAGAUCAAUAAAUCUUUGAUUAAACGAAUUAUUAAUUGUAGUGCUACUAAUCACAAGGCUGCCGUUUCGCUUGAAAUAAUUUCAUUCACACUUUUUGACAACAUAUCGACACAAAAUAAACAACACUUUUUUUUUUAAGAAAAAGGUGAGGUUACAUCACCUCGCUGUAGUAAUAUGAAUUAUAAUAUAGGACUUAACAUGAUAACCUGAUACUACAGUAUGAUACAGAUUUUAAGCACCUCUUGGAUCUUGUUAAGCAAUUAAAUGUGAAAGGAAAAGUUUUCUCUGUUGAUCUUCAGUCUGUUGUGUUUUGUUUGUCUCCUCUUCGCAGUAAAGGUGUGUGUUGCAUAU
Molecule: messenger RNA, 4704 nt
Organism: Scatophagus argus
Lineage: Eukaryota; Metazoa; Chordata; Actinopteri; Scatophagidae
Gene: tcf19l
Product: transcription factor 19 (SC1), like
Exons: 6
Coding region: 957-2651 (564 amino acids)
Biological process (GO): regulation of gene expression
Cellular component (GO): nucleus
Molecular function (GO): protein binding
Source: RefSeq, a predicted model, not a curated record